Molecule: messenger RNA, 375 nt
Organism: Suillus subalutaceus
Lineage: Eukaryota; Fungi; Basidiomycota; Agaricomycetes; Boletales; Suillaceae
Exons: 2
Source: RefSeq, a predicted model, not a curated record
AAGGACAAUCGGUCUCGUUUCUGGGGGGUGUACAAAAGAGUCGCGGAGGAACACGACGGUGAGUUCCUCGAGCGAUACACCGGCGAUAUGGACAUCGUCUUGGUCUUCUCCGGUCUUUUCUCAGCUGUCAGCACAUCUUUUAUAGUGGCGAUGGAGUCCAAUCUUAGUCCCGACCCCAGCGACACCACGAAUGCCCUUCUGAAGCAACUCGUGUACAUCGGACUCGGCAACUUCGCUGAAGCGGGCUCCACGCCCUUAGACCCAGCAUCUACGUGGUCGGCGACUGCGCCGGUUCUGAGGAUCCAAAUGAUCGCAUACGCAAGCUUGUCUAUGAGCUUGCUAGCAGCAUUCGGAGCCGUACUAGGCAAGCAGUGG